AGUAGAUGGUGCCAUACCGAUGAGGGGGGAAAUCCACUCUGAACUUUACUAUGGAUUAUUUUGUGAGGGUUUGGUCUUGGCUUCCUCUGCUUCUGCAAGUUUUUUUAAUGGGUUUUCAGAGACUUUUUCAUUGGAUAGGCCAUCGAUAUCUGAUCAGUAAAGGUUGGACACCCAUAAUGAGCUGUUUAUCAGCCCCUGUACAUGUACACAGUGAACAUAGCGAGAAGCAGACAGCACCAUACAUUGUGAAUGGGAGCUAAGCUGCAUAAACCUACUACAGCCGAUUUAAGUAAAGAAAUGUACAGUAUGUAUAAUGGAUGUCAUUUAGUCCCCAACAUAUAUCUUUGACAGACAUUUCACAGAGAUGCCUUGUGAAACUAGCCUUAAAGGGGUACUCCAGUUCUUUAAAAGUUAUUCUUUAUUUCCAGGGAUAGUUUCUGAUCACAAAGAAGUCUCAGCGGGCGGAGACACCAGAGAACCACGCUUGCAUAUUUGCGACACCUCCAUAGGCAGUGCCAGAAGCAUGUGUCGACACACCGCUCCAUGCACAGGGAGAGACAAGGACUGAUACUUUGAUUAAUAUUCUGAGAGAAAUAUUGGGAUCUGCAAAGGCUUAAUGGAAAGGAAACGUCUUAGGAAAGAACUUGAAAAGCUUCUGGCAGACUAUGUUGGAACUACACUUAGAGAGAACGAGUUUGAUUCAAAAGGAAGAAAGGAGUCCUCAUCUCUAGAUGACCUGGCUCAUUAUGAUCUGGCCAUAGGUGUUGCAUUGCAGUGGUUUAGUAGCUGUAAAGGAAAUGAAUCACUUGAAAAAGAAAGACUUAAACUGGCAUUAAACCAUCAUAAAUACCCAAAUCGGAUGGAGAGAGAAGCUAUGAUUUUAUCGUCUUUCGCAGGCAUGCUUAUGAAUAGUUUCCCUGUGGAGGAGGUAUUUGAAAUAUAUAGAAAUAAACCUUCAACAACUAGACUGCAGAACUCAGCCAAGGGACAUUUGACUCAGCCCUUCAACCUUUCAUUACAUCCAUUUGCCAUGCUUACCGCACCUCAGGCAGCAAAACAUGCUUUACAGCACUGUGUUAGAAUGUUAAAUUCCUCUGGCAAAAAUGAAGCUAUGACAUCACAUGACCAGGAAGUGGAAGAUGAUGUAAUCAUCUUUUAUGAAGACAGGAACUUUCAAGGCCGCUCUUUUGAGUGCAGCUCUGAUAGCUCUGACUUACUCUCUCUGUUCAAUCACUGCGGCUCAAUCCGAGUUGAACAUGGCAACUGGAUGAUCUAUGAGUUUCCCAACUACAGGGGAUGCCAGUAUUUCUUAAAGAGAGGCGAAUAUCCUGAUUUCAACCAAUGUUUGGGCUUUGGAGAUACUAUCAGAUCCUGCAGAAUAAUUCCCCAGCAAACAUCUUGCAAGAUUAGAGUCUAUGAGAGAGAAGACUUCAAAGGCCAAAUGAUGGAAUUCACAGAAGACUGUCCACAAGUUUAUGAGAAAUUCCGCUACCAUGACAUUCACUCCUGUAAUGUUCUCGAAGGCCACUGGAUAUUUUAUGAUGAACCUAACUACAAAGGACGUCAGUAUUACCUGAGACCAGGAGAGUACAGGAGAUACAGUGACUGGGGUGGAGUGAAUAGUAGAGUUGGCUCAUUCAGAAGAGCCACUGACUUUCAGUAACUCAUUAAAAUAAUGCAUUGCAUUGUUAUUAAUACUG
Messenger RNA from Hyla sarda, 1700 nucleotides. RefSeq names its product gamma-crystallin 2-like. Bases 617 to 1663 code for a protein of 348 amino acids. NCBI's taxonomy places the organism in Eukaryota, Metazoa, Chordata, Amphibia, Anura, Hylidae. Gene Ontology annotation, molecular function: structural constituent of eye lens. The transcript is spliced from 10 exons. Gene Ontology annotation, biological process: visual perception; lens development in camera-type eye. The record is from RefSeq and is a predicted model, not a curated record.